GUCAGAGGCCCUUCCUAAACGACAAUCGAGCUCAGCUGAUUCAAGGACUUGCUGUUGAAGGGCUCUGCUGCGUUAAUAGACGAUAAAUAUGUCGUCCCCCAGCGCUGGAAAACGACGUAUGGACACGGACGUUCUCAAAUUAAUAGAAAGUAAGCAUGAAGUGACGAUAUUAGGAGGAUUAAACGAAUUUUCCGUCAAAUUCUACGGACCACGGGGAACACCUUACGAGGGUGGAAUAUGGAAAGUGAGGGUUCACUUACCCGAGCACUACCCCUUCAAAUCUCCUUCGAUCGGCUUUAUGAACAAGGUGUACCACCCUAACAUUGACGAAGUCUCAGGCACCGUGUGUCUAGACGUAAUAAACCAGGCUUGGACUGCCCUUUACGAUUUGUCAAAUAUAUUCGAGUCCUUCCUGCCCCAAUUGUUAACAUAUCCUAAUCCAAUCGACCCUUUAAAUGGCGAUGCAGCGGCCAUGUAUUUACACAAACCUGAGGAGUACAAGAAGAAAGUAGCAGAUUACGUGAGGAAAUACGCAACUGAGGAGGCGCUAAGGGACCAGGAGAACAGCGGUACUGAAAACGGGGUGUCGUCCGAUAGCGAGUCUUCGAUGAGCGACUUCAGCGAGGAUGAGGCGCAGGACAUGGAGUUGUAACCAAAUAUUUUACCAUCCGUACCCAUAUCCUUAAUCUCGAUUUCUUGUAAACUCCGACCGCUCGUCCUACCAAAUAGAUGCUUACAUUUCGAACCUCCAAACCUCACUAUCGGUUUAGCUGCGUGGCACACUCGUCACUUUGUUUCGUAGGGAACGUUGAACCGCGACCAGGUUGUCCGUUAAUGAAUCGGGAGGUAAAAAGAAAAGAAAAAAGAUAAAAGGGAACGCAUACAUAAACGAAAGAAGAGAAAAUGAAAAGGAAACGAAAUUUGAAGGAAAAGAGAAAGUACGAGAAUGAUGAUGUAUACGUAGAGAAAAGGAUAUCGCUUUUGAAGUUCUCUUUACGCGAGAGAUUGGCGCUCUCGUCGUCGCCGUCGUGUUUUUCAACGAGGGACGUUGACGAGAAAAAUGAUACGCGCCGUUUUCGAGAAAGAAACACCUCGUUUUUUUGCAUUUUUUUUUUUGAUUUUCUUCUUUUAAAUUCACGGCUUUGCUACCGAUUGAUCGAACGUCGAUACCUUCUGAUUGUUGGAGAUCUGGCAUCGAUCGAACAGUCGCGAAUCAUCGUGCGUCGUUGACGUUUCGUUUAACGAUUGUACGCGCGGUUGCGCCGUCAAAUUCUACGAUGAAUUAUUCUAGAAAAAUUGUUUCUUUUCUUUUUUUUUUCGUUGAAUGUUUUUGUUCGAUUAUUCCUCCACGUUUCGAAUUCUUCGUCGAUCUCCCUCUGGUUCUUUCUCUUUCUUUUUUUCCCCUUCCCGAUCGAGUCGAGUCAGAAACAGACAGUCUUGGGGCGUUAAAAAGAACGAUGCACGAACAUGAAAGAAAGAUCACGUUCGCUCGACAAGUAUGUAUAUCUUUCGGAUGUCGUAAUUCACAUUACGCUUGUUAUUCUCUGUCUCUCUGUGCGCUCUCGUUAUUCGUACAGGUGCCACGAGCAAGCACGAUAUAGAUCUCGAAUCAACAUCGAUUUCGAAUAAACAUUCGUUUCACGUGUUUUCGAAAAUGCUUGCUCGUAGAGUAACGACUCUUUUGUAAUUUGCACGAUAAUUUGUCACGAAACUAUUGCAUCGUAUUUGAAAUUGAUAGGAUUCGUACGUUUGUAACUACACGAAGAGUUAACGAUGCUAUGAAACUAAAGAAAAAAGCUAUUGUUUUCCGCUCGUUUAACAUUCAAAUUAAUUAUUUCUUUUUCUUCUUUGCCGUGGCUCAAAAUAUCUAUCUGGUUAUUAGACGAUCUCUUUUCUUUUUUCUUAUGUUCAUAAAAUGAAUUAUCUUGCGAAAGAGAAACAAAAAAGAAAAAGCGAAAUGGAAAAUAGGAUACUAGGUGCGUCUUCCUCUUUCUGUUCUGUCAUCACCAUCCCUGAACGUUUCCCUCGUAGGGCGCAGCAACGAGAAAAGGCUUCGUCAACAGUGUUGAAGACACUGACAAAUCUACGAUAUAAACGGCGUUUAAGUAGCGAUGUUAAUGUCGGGACAUCCCAGCCACAGUUGAAAUCUGCACGGUCAACGUUUUUCGACGGAAGGGAAACGAUCGAAGACACUGGUCACUUACGAACGACCUCGGCCUCCUGUCUCGAGACACACGCGAACACAUCGAACGUACGAAUUUUCAGAGAGUUGCGAGAGGACAACGACGCGGCGUACACACCGGAGUUGCGUCAGUAUUCGGAAAUGGACGUAGAUUUCAUUCACUCGGGAGGAAGUAGAAGCAAUCUGGAUACAACCGUCUAACGGCUCAUCGCGAAAAUUUCUCUGGUGAUAUUCUCACGAUUAUUUUAUCAUAAAAAAAGCAAGAAAAAGAACAAAAAAAAGAAGAAAAAGAGAGAAAAAGAAACAAAUGACUUUAGAGCAAUUAAUAUUGUUUGUAUAAGGAUUUUUCUAAACGCAUGGUAUGAAAAGUUUUUCCAAAUUUUUAAUCGAAACGAGAGAGUCGCUUGUAAGAGAGAAAAAUGACUUCAUUCGAGCGCCGUGGCGUAUGUAAUAUUUUAUUUGUGUCAAAUAAGAAAGGAUGGAAAAAGGAAAAAAUUUUUUUGAUACAAUCGAUAUUUUUUAGAGGUAACUUUAAACUGCGCGUUCAUGCAAGUCGUAUUCAUGCAUCGUGUUUUUUCUUUUUUUUUUUUAAUUCUAUCGACGUUCGGCUUAAUCGAGAGAACAAAGCGCAUACGGCGUGAAAGUCUGGGACAGAAUUGGCGAGAAGUAAAGGAAAUCAAUGGAUGAUAGAAGAAUAUUUAGUGGAAGUGAGGAAUCGUUUCUUUUUUCUGAUGAUGCGAAAAGGCUUGUAGCAAACGGGAGAACAUGAAUUUGUACAAAUCUUGGUGCACAAUAAUCUUCGUUUAGUUGUAACUCGCUUCAAACUGAUCUCUCUCCUUUUGCGUGGUUUACGUAUAUGCAAUACGAUCAACUAUACGUGCAAGUAUAGAAAAUGAUAUUUUAGUGCCUUCUCAGGCAGAAAAUUGUGCCUUAUUACAUGGGUCUCUGUAAAAAAAAAGAAAAGAAAAAAAAAGAAAGAAGAAUGAAAAUCUUAUUGGUAAACAUAUUCGGUGGAAAAAAAACAAAGAGCAUUAAUUAAACAAACACAAACACACACAUCAAUAAUUAAAUCAAUCGCUUGGAAGAACGUAAAACUAAUACAGCGUGUGCUUUUAUUUUCGAAUAUUGAGAUAACGUUGAAGAACAAUGUUAAGCUUUGUGUAAGUCUUUUUUUCUCUUUUAAAGAGUGUUCGGCUAGUUGGGAAUGCGAUGUCAGAGAGAAAUAUUAUUAGAAAGAGAAAACAAAUAGAAAAGAAAGAGGAAAGGAUACGAGGAUAGAGAAUAAAUUUUACCAAAAAUGUUUAUAAGAAAAAUCGAAAUUUCUUGUCUGUAUUCUUGCAAUAGGUUCACUCCUUAGUUUUUAACGAAUAAAUUUAAUAUUAUCGUUCUAUUAUUACUCGUAGUAAUGGGCGCGGUUAUCGUUUCAUUUAUGUCAACGCAUUGUUUUUUAUGCGCUUUCAUUCGUCUAUGAUUUAGAGAUUUCGCAUAUUUGAUUUCUUAUUUUCAAAGAGUCGCGAACGUUGUCAAGAUUGUCGAAUCUUGAUAAUUCUCCCUUCUUUUAUUUAUUACGCGGUUUUAAUUUUAAUUGUGCCAAGGGACGAGUCGUGAAAUUCGUAAAAAGCGAUAGCUGCGUCCACACGUUUUUAAUUGUUACGCAAUCUUUCCUUUUUAUUUAAGGAAAUAGAAUAUAUUUACGUGGAAGUAAAACAAGAAAAUGGAUGAAAAUAAUACUGUCAUUCAGAAUUUACAAUUAUUUAUGAUUAUUUAAGACGUGCUUUCAUGGUAUUUUUUCGUAUGAUUCGCAGUGGCUCUAUACGUUGGUGAAGUGUAUAGCAAUGUAUUUACUGAUUAGAGAAAUGAUUAUUAAAAUGGAGUGAAACUGA
Molecule: messenger RNA, 4065 nt
Organism: Bombus pyrosoma
Lineage: Eukaryota; Metazoa; Arthropoda; Insecta; Hymenoptera; Apidae
Gene: UbcE2H
Product: ubiquitin-conjugating enzyme E2 H
Exons: 5
Coding region: 89-652 (187 amino acids)
Biological process (GO): ubiquitin-dependent protein catabolic process; protein polyubiquitination
Cellular component (GO): nucleus
Molecular function (GO): ubiquitin conjugating enzyme activity
Source: RefSeq, a predicted model, not a curated record